Messenger RNA from Vitis riparia (riverbank grape), 1794 nucleotides. RefSeq lists its product as uncharacterized. Lineage: Eukaryota; Viridiplantae; Streptophyta; Magnoliopsida; Vitales; Vitaceae. The record is from RefSeq and is a predicted model, not a curated record.
UUGAUGUGCACGGUAAUGGGUAAUUUUAUGCCUUCUAUAGGGGCCACGGAGAACAAAGAAGUAUUUUCAAAUGUCAUUGCUCUGGGCAUUCUGGUGAUAACCCUGAUGGUAAACGUCUGCAUCCAAAUGGGAACUGGAGUGAUUUAUGUUUUCUGGAAAGAACAUGCUGUCCUGAUGUUCAUCAUGCUUGUUUUGUUACUGAUCUUGAGUUUCUCUGCUUUAACUGUUCCAACUACAAAGCAUUAUUUUGAAUUCAAGUACUGCAAAAUGUAUGAAAUAGCUGUGAGAGAAAGCUCCAACGAAGCGGGCAUACCUGUGUUUAAGAAACUCAGAGAAGACCUAAUGAAAUAUUGGACCAUGGCUUAUACCUGCUGCCCCCAGUUUGUGAAAGGGCGCUCCGUGACAUGCACUGCUGCUGGGGCACUCUGUCUCUUCAGUGCUGCAAUUUUAGUGGAAGCAUGGCUUCGAACUACCUUGAUGCUCUGGUCCUUCAAAUUUUGCAGCGGCGAGUCUGAUUACAAGUGGUCAGUCACUUUUAUUCUCAUUAAUCAGACUAUUGCAGUGGGACUGGGUACUAUUGGCCCAGCAUUUAGAUGGUUCAUUGCCAUACAUUUCAGAUGUCCAAGAAAGGGAAAAAAAAGCUUCAAAGAUGAGUUCAAAGUAGAGAAAUACUGGAUCCAGAGGUUGUGUAGAGUGGAGAGAAUUGGCAUAGUUCUGGUGUGUAAAGCAGUGAGGCUUGUUUCCAUCUUCUUCGUACACUGCUUGUUGAUAUUCUCUUGCUGGUUCAAGGAAUUGAUAAGGAAGCUUAAACUGAAUAACAGCAUUUCCAACAAUGAAUCUGGGUCAGUCGUUGCAGGCUUGCAGCCCAAUCUGAAACAGGAUAUCAGCCGUUUUGUUUUGUAUCUUGGAGGAGAGGAAGAUUUGGUUGACUUGAUGACAAAGAGCAAUUGUAAUCCUAUUGAUUGUUGGCUUCAUAUGGUAAGAAAUACUCAACCAAAAUAUCUCAUGCAACUGCUGGAGAAACAUAUGUCCUCACAAGGAUUCAAGGGACUAGAAACAUUUGAUAGUGACAAAGUUCCCUCCCUUGAUUAUAAAGAAGUUCCCAAUUGUUGGGCUCUUCCUGUGGCGACACUAACCACCAUUGCAGUUGCGCUCCCUCACAUUGAGAAGUGUUCGAUCAAACGUUUGACGCGGAGUGUAAAUGAAGGGCUCAGUUAUGUCAGGCUCAUAAUCCAGAACCUUGAUGACAAAGAACUGAUCAACAUCAGGAAGGCAGCAUACACAGUAUGGCUAGGAGUUGAUCUCUAUCACAAGUGACUAGGUGUGGAUAUCCGUAAAAUGGCUCUUCAGGCAAAAGGCCCCAAAGAAGUAGUUGAAGAACUUGCUGAUAUUGCAAAGAACAGGCUUAUGGAAUAUAACCAAAAAACUAUGGCUGGAGGUUUGAAGGAGACCCCUUCCAAGUUGCCCAUAAAGGUACUGGCUGCAAAUUCCAUGUACAGAAUAGCUCAAACCAUUCUGCUGGUUGACAAGUGGAUAAAUGAGCAGAUGAUUGUGAAAUUAUUUGAAGAGUUAUCAGUUGUGGUCUCUGAUAUACUGGUCGGCUGUCUUACCAACAUACCGCACGCUAUAAGCAUGGAGUGCAUUUCCAGCAUAAUCGAAGGGAGGGAAGGUAGGGCGCUCCGUGCCAUUUUUAUCCUGGGAUUAACUGAAAAGAUUCUGGAACUUCUGGACCAGAAGGCACUUCCCAGUUUGGAUACCAAUAAAAUGAUUUGUGUUGAUGACUCGCAUUUAUGA